Messenger RNA from Brassica napus (rape), 821 nucleotides. Its product is annotated as cytochrome c oxidase subunit 5b-1, mitochondrial-like. Lineage: Eukaryota; Viridiplantae; Streptophyta; Magnoliopsida; Brassicales; Brassicaceae. Gene Ontology annotation, biological process: mitochondrial electron transport, cytochrome c to oxygen. The transcript is spliced from 6 exons. The record is from RefSeq and is a predicted model, not a curated record. The coding region runs from base 206 to 613 and encodes 135 amino acids. Gene Ontology annotation, cellular component: mitochondrial envelope.
CCGGAUCGGAUCAGAUAUCCGCUUCCCAAAAUUUUAAUAUUUGUGAUUUGCUUUGAUUUUAACGGUUAUUGACUUUUAGUAUUUGCUUUGCUUCGAAAGUUUACGGAUAUCUGAAAUUUUCGGAUCGAAUUGAAACGCAUAGCGAAUCGAAUCAAAUUUAAAUGCCCAACCCUAACUGUAUAUGUAUCCUGUGUAGUUUUGGCACAUGCGUAAUCUCGCUUCUUCUUCUUCUUCUUCUUCCGUCAUCCCUCGCUGUUUCAGCUCCGAAUCAGAGACAAUAGCGAAGAAGAAGGUGGAGGAUGUUAUGCCCAUUGCAAUUGGGCACGAAAAGGAGGAGAUUGAAGCUGAACUUGAGGGGAGGAGGCUGCUUGACAUUGACUUCCCCGAAGGUCCUUUUGGAACUAAGGAAGCUCCUGCUAUAGUAAAGUCCUACUAUGACAAGCGUAUUGUGGGAUGCCUUGGUGAGGAUGAACACGACGUUGUGUGGUUCUGGCUGGAGAAAGGAAAGUCUUUUCAAUGCCCGGUUUGCACACAGUACUUUGAGCUAGAAGUGGUUGGUCCAGGUGGUCCUCCUGAUGGUCACGGUGAUGAAGACGAUGAGCAUCACCACUGAUUCCAGCUUUAGCCGCGAGUUUUACAUUUUGUUUUCAUAUUGUUUUUACAGUUAUUUAUCGGAAUAAAAGAAAAUUCCACCGUUGGUGAAACAUAGUUGAAAAAUGUUUUUGAUCGUUUUAGAACAACACACAUUAUCGAAGUUUAUAAAUGCAAAGUACUAUAGCCUAUUUAUAUAUUGGGACUAUAAUGGAAUAAACCCUCAACUA